AGAAAAGUCUAAUGAUAAAUAUUGUAAUGGCUUGCAUUAAGUGUAAUACAUAACACGUAUUUUUUGUGCUAAUAGCUAAAAAAACUUUAUAUACUUACCUAGAUAUGACUUUACCUAUUUCCACAGAUUAAAGAUAGUUUCUGUCUAUUUGUAACUAAAUGAAUUAAUAUAAUGGCAUUUGUUUAUAGUUGCUGUUUUUGGUUCUCUUUACGUCUCGGAGGUUUAUUGAUAGGAAUAUACUCGAUAUUCCAGGCCAUACUUGCGCUAAUAGUGUUUAGUAUUGGUUAUAAGCAUUCAGAACGAGUUGCAGAUGAAAUAACGGAAUUACUAAAUAAUAAUAACAUAAAGCUGAUCUAUACUAAGGAUUACUUGGAAAUGUUGAAAUCCGAUCCAGAAAAAUAUUUUACUCUUACUAUCGUUAUAACGUGUGUCUACAUAUUAUCUUGCUUACUGUUCAUGUAUGGAGCCUAUACUUGCAAUAACAUACUAAUGAUUGGAUACAUACUGUUAGAGUUGACCCGGUUGCUUAUGUUGUCGGUCACUGUGGCCACUUGUCUUUUAGUACUCAAACAAAAUACCAUGGAUAUAGGACUAUUAAUUGGGGCCAGCGUUGCAGGUGGAUUCUUUCUUCUGGGCGAAUUUUAUUUAUGGGUGUGUGCAGCCAAUUUACCCAUACUCAUAAACGAAAUGGAGCGAGAGGAACAAGCUGAAACGAUAGAAAGGCUACAACAACUUUUGGAAAUGAGCAAACAACGAUCUAUGCCGUACGGUUCAGACAAUGAUCCUUUCGUUGUCGAUUAUGGAAAUGCUACUAGCAGCGAUUUUAUGGCAUCAAAGAGACAAAUUAAUAAUAAAAUAAAGAAUUAUGCUAGAGGUUCUAUGCCACUAACCAUUUCAUAUAGUACACAUAAAUAAAUACAUCUAGUCUAAUUAAA
Galleria mellonella (greater wax moth) is the source of this 935-nucleotide messenger RNA. RefSeq lists its product as uncharacterized. The transcript has 5 exons. Bases 172 to 915 code for a protein of 247 amino acids. Lineage: Eukaryota; Metazoa; Arthropoda; Insecta; Lepidoptera; Pyralidae. The record is from RefSeq and is a predicted model, not a curated record.